AUGGACGACGAAGAUUUGUAUGAUGAGUUUGGUAACUACAAAGGACCAGAAAUAGAAGAAAAUUAUGAUGAAGAUGAGCAAUAUUUUGACAGGGAAAACGAAGAAUUUGAAGAAGAUUAAAAUGGAGCUAAUGUAAACGAAGAGCAUGAAGAAAUUAUGGAGAGAGCUGUCGUACUUCAUGAAGAUAAGUAAUAUUACCCUGAGAUGAGUGAAGUCUAUCCUGAAGCAGAAAAUUUGGUUAUGGAAGAAGAUGCUUAGAGAAUUGAAGAACCUAUUGUUGCUCCUGUAAAGGAAAAAGAUUUUGACUUAGUCGAUAGAGGAAAUCAAGAGACUAAUUCUACCAUUUAAUUCAUGUAGUAAAUUAUGAAAAAAACCGAGUUAGUGCGUAAUGUAGGUAUUGUAGGACAUCUUCAUCACGGAAAGACAGGUUUGAUGGAUAUGUUUGUUAAACAAACACACGUUCAUCGUGAAUGGGAUUUAGAAAAAGAAUAUCGUUUUACAGAUGCCCGUAAAGAUGAAUAAGAGCGUUUAUUGAGUAUUAAAAGCUCUCCUAUGUCAUUAAUUCUACCUGAUUUUCGUGACAAGAGUUAUCUUUUGAACAUUUUCGAUACUCCUGGACAUCCUAAUUUUUCUGAUGAAGUCUGCUGUGCUUUAAGAAUGUGUGAUGGUGUUGUUUUAGUUGUUGAUGCUUUAGAUGGUGUUAUGCUUAACACAGAAAGAAUUAUAAGAUAUUGUGUAAAAGAAAAAAUUGCAAUUACUAUCUUGAUCAAUAAGAUUGAUAGACUCAUUAUCGAAACUAAGUUACCUCCUGUUGAUGCUUAUCUUAAAAUCAGACACACAAUAGAUGAAAUUAAUGAUAUUAUUGCUUCUUUAGGAAGAGAUGAUUUUGAUUCUUUGAAGGUCUCUCCUUUGCUUGGUAAUGUUUGUUUUGGGUCAACUGCCUAUGGAUUCGUUUUUAGCAUUUAAUCUUUUGCUGAAAUGUACAGCAAAUCAUAUGGAAUUUAAAAAGAUUUCUUUACUAAGCUUCUAUGGGGUAACUAUUACUUCAACUCAGAUACUAGAAAAUUUAUGAACAAGCCUACAAAGGACUUCAAUAAGCGUUGCUUUGUUGAAUUUAUCUUAGAGCCUAUUUAUAAAAUAUUUUCUCAUGUGGUCUCAAAAGAAAAAGACCAGUUAAAGCCUGUUUUAGGUAAGUUAGGAGUCUACUUAAAGAACUCAGAUUACAAGCUUGAUAUCAAGCCUCUCCUUAAAUUAGUGUUUUCCACUUUCUUUGGCAACACAGGAGCAUUAGUUAGCAUGGUCGCUUAGCACAUUCCUAGUGCAAAAUAAGGUACUAGACUUAAAGUAGAAUAGAAUUAUGUAGGUAACAGAAAGAAUCCUGCAUUUGAAAAGAUUAAAGAAUGUGAUCCUGAAGGUCCACUAGUUAUUAACGUUGUAAAAUAAUAUAAUAAAUAAGAUUGCAUGAGUUUCGAUGUUUUCGGCCGUGUUAUUUCUGGUACAAUUCGUAAAAACUAAACUGUUAAGGUUCUUGGUGAAAGAUACAAUCUUGAGGACGAAGAAGACAUGACAGUAAAAGAUGUUAGAAAGCUAUUUAUUUUUUAGGCAAGAUACAAAAUUGAAGUAAAUGAGAUUACUGCUGGUAAUUGGGUAUUGAUUGAGGGUAUUGAUUAGUCUAUUUAAAAGUCAGCUACUAUUAUUAGUUAAGAUGAUUCAAAUAAGAUAGAAAUAUUCAGACCUGUAAAGCAUGACACAACUCCAGUUAUAAAGGUCGCUAUUGAACCUCUUAUUCCUAGUGAAUUACCUAAAAUGUUAGAAGGUCUCCGUAAAGUAAGCAAAUCAUAUCCACUUUUAGUUACUAAGGUAGAAGAGUCAGGUGAACAUAUUUUAAUUGGUACUGGUGAGUUAUAUAUUGAUUGUGUUCUUCAUGAUCUUCGUCGUAUGUAUUCUGAUAUAGAAAUUAAGGUCAGUGAUCCUAGUGUCAGCUUUUGUGAAACAAUUAUCGAUACUUCUUCUAUAAAAUGCUAUGCAGAUACUCCAAAUAAGAAAAAUAGACUAACUAUGCUUGCAUCUCAGCUUGAUAAAGGUCUUGCCAAAGAUAUAGAAAAAGAAGUCAUAAGUCUGGAUUUUGAAAAACCUAUUGUUAGUAAAUUCUUCUAAGAAAAAUACGACUGGGAUAUUCUAGCAGCUAGAAAUGUUUGGAGUUUUGGACCUGAAAAAAGUGGUGCUAACGUUUUAAUCGAUGACACUCUUCCUAACGAAGUAGACAAGAACAUACUCAGAGAAUGCAAAGAGCACAUCAAUCAAGGUUUUUGCUGGGCAACUAGAGAAGGACCUUUGUGUGAUGAACCCGUCAGAAAUGUAAAAUUCAAACUUAUUGAAGCUAACAUUUCAAGCGAACCUUUGUACAGAGCUGGUGGUUAAAUGAUUCCAACUGCUCGUAGAACAUGUUACAGUGCCUUUUUGAUGGCUUAACCACGUUUAAUGGAACCUCUCUUGUAUGUUGAAAUCUAAUGUACAGCAGAUGCCAUAAAUGGUUGUGUUACUGUUCUUGCAAAGAGAAGAGGUCAUGUUGAAAAACAAAUAGCUAAAGCAGGUUCUCCUUUAUAUACAGUUACUGCUUUCCUCCCUGCUAUCGAUUCUUUUGGUUUUGAGACAGAUUUACGUAUCCACACUUGUGGUCAAGCCUUUUGUGUCAGUGUAUUUGACUCUUGGGACUUACUUCCUGGUGACCCUCUUGAUAAAUCCAUCAAGCUCAAUUUGUUAGAGCCUUCUCCUCCUUAAGAUCUUGCCAGAGAGUUUAUGAUUAAGACAAGGAGAAGAAAAGGUUUAAACGAAAAUGUUUCUAUUGUAAAAUAUUUUGAUGACUCUGCUUUAUUGGAAGCUUUAAAAUAAGAUAAAGACUAUAAAGAUUAUAUAUGA
Tetrahymena thermophila SB210 is the source of this 2919-nucleotide messenger RNA. RefSeq names its product elongation factor G domain protein. Gene Ontology annotation, molecular function: GTP binding; translation elongation factor activity; U5 snRNA binding. The record is from RefSeq and is a predicted model, not a curated record. Gene Ontology annotation, biological process: mRNA splicing, via spliceosome. The transcript is spliced from 9 exons. Gene Ontology annotation, cellular component: U2-type catalytic step 2 spliceosome; cytosol; U4/U6 x U5 tri-snRNP complex. NCBI's taxonomy places the organism in Eukaryota, Ciliophora, Oligohymenophorea, Hymenostomatida, Tetrahymenidae.